UCUAUCGUCCCUCUCUGCUUUGAGAUACUCAAGAUGGAUCAUCUUAGGGUUAUCUCCUCCAUUUCUCUUCUUCUUAUAGUCUUCGUCUCUGUUUCGGUUUGCGAGAACCAAGUCCAACACAGAGACGAUAUACUGAUCCGGCAAGUGGUUAAUGGAUCGGAAUCGGAGCCAAAAGUUAUGUCUUGGGAGGAUCACUUUGCUGUGUUCAAGAGGAGAUACGGCAAGGUUUACACUUCUGUCGAGGAGCAUCAACGCAGGUUCGCGAUAUUCAGAAGUAACUUCAUGAGGGCGACGCGUCACCAGAGGAUGGAUCCUUUUGCUGGACAUGGCGUUAACCAGUUUUCUGAUCUGACGCAUUCUGAGUUUCGGAGAAAGCACUUGGGGGUUAAAGGUGCGUAUACGUUCUCACAGCACGACGCUGAUCAAGCCCCGAUUCUUGAUACAAAGAAUCUUCCCGAUGAUUUUGAUUGGAGAGAUCGUGGCGCAGUUACUCCCGUGAAGAACCAGGGAACAUGUGGAUCUUCCUGGAGUUUCAGCACUACAGGUGCGCUUGAAGGUGCUCACUUCCUCGCCACUGGUAAACUCGUCAGCUUCAGUGAACAACAGCUUGUUGAUUGUGAUCACAAGUGUGAUCAAGAAGUAGAAGUUUUAUGUGACUCUGGUUGCAGUGGUGGGCUAAUGAACAUGGCCUUUGAGUACACUUUUGAAACCGGAGGGCUCAUGCGUGAGGAAGAUUAUCCCUACACAGGCACUACUACUGAUGGUGAUGGGAUCUGCAAGUUUGACAAGUCUAAGAUUGUUGCCUCUGCCUCCAACUUCAGUCUUGUCUCUAGUAACGAAGAUCAAAUCGCUGCAAAUCUCGUCAAAUACGGUCCUCUACCUCUUGCAAUCAAUUCAGCUUACAUGCAAACUUACAUUGGAGGGGUGUCGUGCCCUUACAUGUGCCCGAGGGGUCUCAACCACGGUGUGUUGUUGGUGGGUUAUUAUGGCUCAGCUAGGUCAAGGACCUCAAGGUUCAAGGAGGAGCCGUAUUGGAUCAUCAAAAACUCAUGGGGAGAAACUUGGGGCGAGAAUGGUUUCUUUAAGCUAUGUAAAGGACGUAGUAACGUUUGCGGCUUUGGUAGCUUCGUUUCCACCGUCUCUGCCUCCCUCUAGACGAAUACAUAAAUAAACCAGAGCAGAACUCUCACCAACUAUGAAACUAAUACCCUCUGUUUCGUUUGGAAGCUAUAGAACCCCGUUCCUGCUUAACCUUUACUUGAUUCAAAUUCCAUCACGUUCACCUUUAUCAUUGUGACACUUUAAACAUUCUGGAUUGUUCUCAAGACUAUAAAGAAGAGUCAAACGGUUCAUGAA
Messenger RNA from Raphanus sativus (radish), 1356 nucleotides. RefSeq names its product probable cysteine protease RD19B. The record is from RefSeq and is a predicted model, not a curated record. Gene Ontology annotation, cellular component: lysosome. Bases 34 to 1155 code for a protein of 373 amino acids. The transcript has 4 exons. Gene Ontology annotation, molecular function: cysteine-type endopeptidase activity. NCBI's taxonomy places the organism in Eukaryota, Viridiplantae, Streptophyta, Magnoliopsida, Brassicales, Brassicaceae.